AUGAACGUGGGGAUCAGGGCUAAGGUGCUGGCACCAGGUCAGCAGAAGAGACCCUGGCAUGGGAGGGUGGAGGUGGGUGUAAAGCCCCAGGUGCUUUGUCACUUUGCUUGCGGAGAUCACGGAGUGGGGUCCUGGGCCUCAGGGGCUAACAGCAGGUCAACAGAGGAGUCAUUGAUGUGGAGAUCUGGGCGGGGUGUCCCGAGUUGCUUUCUCACUUCCCUAAGGGAGAGUCAUGGGGCUGGGGGGUACUGGCAUCUCCUGCUCUGCCCACACCGGGGCCCGCUGUGCCUGACCUGUGUCAUCAUGCCUCGGGGUCAGAAGAGUAAACGCCUCCAGGGUGCAGAUGAGACUGAGAGUCUCCGCGGUGAUCAGGCCGCUGCAGCAGCAGCAGAAGAGUGCCCCACUUCUCCUGUUUCUGGGGGUUCUCCCCCAAGCUGCCCUGCUCCCGGCCCUUUCCAGGAACCUCAGGGAGCCUCAGCCGCUGGGCCUCCUGGGGCAGGUGUCUCAUUCCCAAGAUCUGACGAAGGGGCCCAGAGCCAAGCUGAGGCGGGCCCAAGCACCUCCCUUGUAGCACCGUCCCCUCGGUCGGCUCCCCCAGAUCCUCUCACCAGGAAGGCACACAUGCUGGUGCAGUUCCUGCUGGGGAAGUAUAAAAUGGGUGAGUGCAUUACGCGGGCGGAAAUGCUAAAGGCGGUCAAAAAGAAGUACAAGGAGCAGUUCUCUGAGAUCCUCAGGAGAGCCUCUGAGCACAUGGAGCUGGUCUUUGGCCUAGAGGUGAAGGAAGUCGACCCCGGCAAACACUUCUAUGUCCUUAUCACCAUGCUGGAUCUCCCCAGUGAGGGAAGUCUGACCAGUGACAGGAGUGUGCCCAAGACUGGUCUCCUGACGAACAUCCUGGCCGUGAUCUGCCUGAAGGGGAACCGCGCCACCGAGGAGGAGGUCUGGGAAUCACUCGGCGUGUUGGGGGUCUACACUGGGAGGAGGCAUGCCAUAUUCGGGGAGCCCAAGAGGCUCAUCAUCAAAGAUCUAGUGCAGCCCCAGUACCUGGAGUACCGCCAGGUGCCCGGCAGUGACCCUCCGCGCUACGAGUUCCUGUGGGGCCCAAGAGCCCACGCUGAGACCACCAAGAUGAAAGUGCUGGAGAUUACGGCCAGGCUCAAAGGGACCGUCCCCAGCGCCUUCCCGAAGCUGUAUGAGGAGGCUUUGAGAGAUGAGGAGAGAGCAGAGGGGACCAAAAGAAGGUCUCUGUACACAGAGCAGGGGACUAGAACAUUAUAG
Rhinolophus ferrumequinum (greater horseshoe bat) is the source of this 1278-nucleotide messenger RNA. Its product is annotated as melanoma-associated antigen B2-like. Gene Ontology annotation, cellular component: nucleus. The transcript is spliced from 3 exons. Gene Ontology annotation, biological process: negative regulation of transcription by RNA polymerase II. Lineage: Eukaryota; Metazoa; Chordata; Mammalia; Chiroptera; Rhinolophidae. Bases 1 to 1278 code for a protein of 425 amino acids. The record is from RefSeq and is a predicted model, not a curated record.